AUUCUUAAAGGGGCCAGAAGGAAGGCAAGAGGCUGCAGACGGCCGGAAGGAAAAUGAGUGAAUCUUUGGUGGUUUGUGAUGUUGCUGAAGAUUUAGUGGAAAAGCUGAGAAAGUUUCGUUUUCGCAAAGAAACGAACAAUGCUGCCAUUAUAAUGAAGAUUGACAAGGAUAAACGCCUCGUGGUACUGGAUGAAGAGCUUGAGGGCAUUUCACCUGAUGAACUUAAAGAUGAACUACCUGAACGACAACCUCGCUUCAUUGUAUAUAGUUAUAAGUAUCAGCGUGAUGACGGAAGAGUUUCGUAUCCUCUGUGCUUUAUUUUCUCCAGUCCUGUUGGAUGUAAGCCUGAACAACAGAUGAUGUAUGCUGGGAGUAAGAAUAAGCUAGUCCAAACAGCUGAACUAACCAAGGUGUUUGAAAUAAGGAAUACUGAAGACCUAACUGAAGAAUGGUUACGUGAGAAACUUGGAUUUUUCCGCUAAUGUGAACUUCUGUGUUUCUAAAGUAUUUAUGUAUUAACCUGACCAUACUGGAACCAGACAUAAAUACUUAUUUAUGCCUAAAAAUGCACUGUUAUUUACAGUUUGUUUCCUGCAGUAAAGAAAAAUCUUCGUUUGUGCAAAAUUUGAACAAAGAGGAAAUUACCUUCAUAGUAAUGCAACUUUGUAAAGUGUUUCCUUAUAUUUGUAAUUGUUAGGUGGACUACUUUCUCCAGGGACUUUUUGCACUCUUGUGACUAAUUUCUAUAACUUAUGGUUCAGAAUUUGUUACUAUUUACAGACACCAUUGGGAAGUGGAUAUUGGAUUGUGAUAGACAACAGUUGCCUCCUUUUGACAAAUACUGGAUAUUAGCAGUUUAUAUAUGAAAAUAAUAUCACUUGUGAAAUCUUUGAAAUUAAUUUGAGAUUAAAGACUUGAGUGACCUAAUUUUGAGCCAUGAAUACUAAUGUACUGUAGUGCAAUCUAUAUUACGAGUACAUUUUUCAUCAAUUCCAUACCUUCUUUUUUUUCUGAUGUCUUUUUAAUCGAGUCUAGAAACUAUGUUCAGCAAUCAUUCUUAAAGCCUGGAAAUUAGAUUUUAUGAUAAAGUAAUGACUAUGACUAUUAGGUCUUCUUGUUAUGGGAAGUAGCAUCUUAGUCUUACAAAUUGGUGGAUUAUAACUAAUCAAGGGCUUCAUUUCUGAUUAUGUCAUUUUUAGAUAAUUUUGAACCUAGGUUAAUGACACUUUAUAAAGCAUCUCCUAAUGUUGUCCUGUGAACACUAGUUAUUUCAAAUAUGUUAAUACUGUGCCUUUGAUUUGUUAGCUUUAAAGUUAGUUUAAGACUUUUACACUGCCAGUAUUCCAGAUUUGGUGAAAUUAAUACUUUUGUAAAGGGUCCAAGUGAAUAAUUUUCUAAUGUGUGUAUCUGAAAUUUGUAAUAAAGUCAAUUUCAUAUU
Molecule: messenger RNA, 1438 nt
Organism: Orycteropus afer afer
Lineage: Eukaryota; Metazoa; Chordata; Mammalia; Tubulidentata; Orycteropodidae
Source: RefSeq, a predicted model, not a curated record